AUGCAACAUCCUAUUUUCAGCCAUUAUUUCGCUCUACUUGUGGCCCUGAUCCUUCUCUUCAUGGUUGCUUUCAAUUUUCUCCUUAGGAAGAAAUUUAGUAUUUGUCGAAAUGCAAAAGGUGUUGGUAUUGGCAAAUCUAGUUUGUCGACUGCACUGAUAGAAGCAAGUGAUGAUCCAUCUACUUUGUUGAGUGCACCAACUAGAAACUGCUAUGAUGUGUUCUUGAGUUUCAGAGGUCUAGAUACUCGAAAAGGCUUCACAGAUCACCUCUACAUCGGACUCGUUGAUGCCGGAAUUCAUACUUUCAAAGAUGAUAAUGAGCUCCACCAUGGCAAGGAAAUUGGCCCAAAUCUUUUUGGAGCCAUCAAGAACAGUAAGAUCCUAAUCCCCGUUCUCUCAGUGAAUUAUGGCUCGAGCAAAUGGUGUCUUGAUGAACUGGUUCAAAUAAUGGAGUGCAAGAACAAUAACAAGGAUUGUCUAGUAUUGCCUAUAUUUUACAAAGUGGAACCAACUCAUGUGCGACAUCAAAUCGGGAAUUUUGGAGAGGCAUUUCAUACGUGUGGAAGGCAUUUCGACUUGAUGAUCUUGGAGAAAUGGAAGCAAGCACUUAUUAAAGUUAGCUCCUUGAAAGGUUGGGAAGGCAAUAGGUACGAAGGAGAAUUGGUGAAAUUGGUCGUCCAAAGAGUGUUGAGCGAGCUGAAGAAAGAGUUUGAGUUGGUUAUUCCUGAAAAUUUGGUUGGAAUUGAUGGUCAUGUGGAGAAGGUUAUUAAAUUUGUAGAUAAUAAUUAUAGUGCUACCCUAUUUAUCGGAAUUCACGGAAUGGGAGGCAUUGGUAAGACAACUCUUGCUAAAGCCAUCUACAACAAGCUCUCCGAUCAGUUCCAGUAUCAUAGCUUCAUUGCAGAUAUUAGGGAAUCAUGUCAGCGUAAGGGACUUGAGUACUUGCAAAAUCAACUAAUCUCUGAUAUAUUGAAGCAAAAGAAUCAAGUUUCAAAUAAGGAUGAUGGGACUAAGUUCAUCUCAUACAUGUUCAAAGAUAAGAAAGGGACGGAAAAGAUUGAGGCCAUUGAUUUGAGCAAAGGCAACUCAGAAGGCUUUAACACAAUAGCUGAACGAGAUGGUGGCAUUUACACAGAAAAGCAAUUCAAGAAUUUGACAAGUUUAAGAUUCCUUCACAUAGAGGGGGCACAUCUCAAUGGAGACUUUAAGAACUCGAUUGAGGGGCUAAGAUGGCUUCGAUGGCCAAAUUGUCCCAUGAACUUUGAAGUAAACAACUUUCAUGUAAAGGAAUUAGCCGUACUCGAAUUGUCAAUAAGCGAGAUAAAUGGGAAAUGGGAAGGAUGGAGUUCCUUCAUGUUUAUCCAUCUAAGGACAUUAUCUAUCAACCUUUGCAAGAAUCUACCUGAAGUUCAAGGUCUUGAUAAAUUGAAAUUUUUGGAAAGCUUGACUGUUGCAUGCUGUGAUUCAAUUGAACAGUUGGACCUUCCAAAGCUUGAAGUGUACUACUUUUAUGGGGUGAACAAGGUUGGUGCUGAUUUUGUCAACAAGAAUGGGUUUGUUGCAGUUGGUGUGGGUAUCUCACUACAGUCUCAUUGUGCCUUCUGGACGUCAGAUGUUUGGAAUGAAGAGGGAGAAAGAAUUAGAUCGUUUGAGCGAUGA
Messenger RNA from Eucalyptus grandis, 1659 nucleotides. RefSeq names its product disease resistance protein RUN1-like. The record is from RefSeq and is a predicted model, not a curated record. Gene Ontology annotation, biological process: signal transduction; defense response. Gene Ontology annotation, molecular function: ADP binding. The transcript is spliced from 5 exons. NCBI's taxonomy places the organism in Eukaryota, Viridiplantae, Streptophyta, Magnoliopsida, Myrtales, Myrtaceae. Bases 1 to 1659 code for a protein of 552 amino acids.